AUGCUCAAGCAUCAGCUCAAAGAGCGCGAUGUCGAUGGGAUCACGGUGAUCUUGAAUCGCCUGCAGUCCCGAGACGCCCAUGUGCGGGAACUCGCUGCCGAGGACUUGCAUACGUCCGUGGCGACGCUUGCGCGCGAGCUCACGUCGGAGACGUUUGCUCGGUUUUUGUCCGACUUGACGCCGCGGCUGCAAAGUUUGCUCCAAAGCUCAAACUUGGUGGACCAGCUGGGAGGGAUAUCCGCCGUCGAUGCACUCAUCCCUGUGGCCAGCGAAGCGCAGAUCAUCCGAUUUGCCAACUACCUGCGCAGCUUCUUCGUCACGUGUGAAUCCAAGGCCGGGUUGCGUGCAGCCAGUUGGACCCUAGGGCGGCUGGCGUCGUCCACCGAGAACGGCAUCAGUGGCACUUUGGUCGCUGCGUUCGUUGACUUUGAAGUCAAGCGCGCGUUCGAGUGGCUGACGAACCCGUGCUUCCAAGCUAACCACCGACGUUUGGCCGCAUGCAUGGUCCUGCAAGCGCUCGCGUCUGCCGUUCCGACGCUCUUUCACGUGAACCUCACAACGUUCUUUGUCGCGAUUUGGCCUGCCAUCCGCGAUCCCCGCGUCGACGUCCGCGAUGCUGCCACGGAUGCGUUGGCAGCAUGUCUCCAGCUCAUCGCGAUGCGCCAAACGAGGCAUCGUGUGCAAUGGUACUGCAAAAUCUACGACCAAGUGCAAGACGGAUUACAUGUCGUGAAAGGCGCGCCGUCGGUGGUCGUAGCCAAGUCGCCUUCGUGGGAAAGCAUCCACGGGUCGCUCUUGGUCAUUGGGCAAUUGGUUCAAAACACGGGCAGCUUCAUGGUCCCUCGCUUCCGAGAAGUGUGCGACAUUGUGCUGUGUUACAAGGACGCGAAAGACAAGCUCGUGGCGCGAUCGGUGUGCCUCCUGCUUCCCCAACUCGCUGCCUACUGCCCAGAUGCCUUUGUGCGCCACUACUUGAGCAUUUGCGUGGCCCACUUGAUGAAGCGCGUGACGACAUUUCUGUCUGUGAGCGAGCGCGGGAUCGCGUUCCUGGCGCUGGGGGAAUUGGCGCUUGCGGUGGGAGACCAGUUGGUUCCCCAGCUGCCGUCGAUCAUCGAGCUCCUCCAAGACGGGAUGAAAAAAUCCAAGUACUAUUGCAUCGAAACGCUUGUGUGUGCCGCACACUUUACCAAGGCAUGCACGGUCGCGAUGGAGCCGUACUUGCCGUCGCUGUUGGAGCAAAUGCUGGCCGGCGGGCUGAACGAUGCGUUGGUCGAAGCGCUCACGGAAAUCAUUCAAACCGUGCCUGCCGUCAAAACGUGGGUCCAAGAACGGCUUCUCCACGAAAUAUCCCUCGUCCUGCGACGUCCGGCAGCACCAGCCGCGGACGACGUACGCCGAGGCGGUGGGUUUUCAACGUUUUCGCUGCCAUUUCGAUCCGAGAAACUCGACGACAAGGACACGACUGGCGCCCACAUGAGCGACGCGAUGUUGCUGUUGAGUUUGAAAACGCUGGGCCAGUUUGACUUUUGCGGCCCGUUUUCGAUCCUCCCGUUUGUCCAGGACAACGUUGCGGUGUUUCUCACGUACCCCGACGUCGCGAUUCGAAAGCAAGGUAUCGACGACGCGAUCGGUGUCGUGCAGCCACCGUAA
Messenger RNA from Aphanomyces invadans, 1650 nucleotides. RefSeq lists its product as hypothetical. Gene Ontology annotation, cellular component: nucleus; TORC2 complex; TORC1 complex. Bases 1 to 1650 code for a protein of 549 amino acids. Gene Ontology annotation, molecular function: protein serine/threonine kinase activity. Lineage: Eukaryota; Oomycota; Saprolegniomycetes; Saprolegniales; Verrucalvaceae. The record is from RefSeq and is a predicted model, not a curated record. Gene Ontology annotation, biological process: negative regulation of macroautophagy; TOR signaling. The transcript is spliced from 9 exons.